This is a messenger RNA of Limulus polyphemus (Atlantic horseshoe crab), 2628 nucleotides long. RefSeq names its product myotubularin-related protein 3-like. The record is from RefSeq and is a predicted model, not a curated record. The coding region runs from base 270 to 1658 and encodes 462 amino acids. Gene Ontology annotation, molecular function: phosphatidylinositol-3,5-bisphosphate 3-phosphatase activity; protein phosphatase binding. Gene Ontology annotation, biological process: dephosphorylation; regulation of autophagy. The transcript has 12 exons. Lineage: Eukaryota; Metazoa; Arthropoda; Merostomata; Xiphosura; Limulidae.
AAGAGUCCUCCUUUCAUCAAAGGUAGUAAAGUGGACAACCCAUUUCUACUCAUGGUGAACUUUAAAGCUUUCAUAUAAGCUAGCUUUUUGUGGAAGAUUUUCUAAACACUAGGUCACUUUGAAACCACAAAUUUUGUAACUUUGCUACAAGCGAAGAGUGUCAGAAAUGGCUGUCCCGUCUUCUUGCUGCUUAUGCACCACCACAGAAAUUGGAGGAAGUGUUUGCUUUUUAUUUCUUCCAACAGUGUCACAAGGAGCAAAGGAAAGAUAUGUUUAUAUGCUUACACCAAAGUUGUCAAUACAUACGAAAUGAUAGAGAUGACUGUAGCAUCAUAAAGGAAGCUAAACGAAUGGCAUUUGAUCUAAAUGGUGUUUGGAGAGUGACUCACAUCAACAGGAAUUUUAGAGUCUGCCCUAGUUAUCCUCAAUUUCUGUUAAUCCCAGCAUCAUUAUCUGAUAAAGAACUUGAGGCAGCGGCCAAGUUUCGUUUCUCCAGACGUAUUCCAACUGUUGUAUGGAGACACCAGAAGAACGGUACAGUCAUUGCUCGAUCCAGUCAGCCAUCUGUAGGAUGGUUAGGAUGGCGUAGUCAACAGGAUGAACAUCUUUUACAGGCCAUAAUAGAUGCUUUUGUUAUUGACUCAAAAAGAAAUCCCACUCUUGUUCAAAAUAGCCCAGUAGUUACUUGUCAACAUGGUACUAUGUCUGAAACAACAACUGGAAUCCAAAGUUGGGAAUCAUCUUUAAUAACCAACAAACUAUGGAUUCUUGAUGCCCGUUCUUAUACUGCAGCUGUAGCCAAUCGAGCUAAGGGAGGUGGCUGUGAGUGUCCAGAAUAUUAUCCUAAUUGUGAAAUCAAGUUCUUGAAUCUUGCCAACAUUCACAGCAUACGGAAGAGCUUUCACAGCCUUCGAAUCCUGUGUAUGCUAUCAACAACCCAGGAAACUUGGCUCUCAAGUCUAGAAAAUACUAGGUGGCUGCAUUACAUCAGUGAUCUUUUAAAUGCUGCUUUGGUAGUGGUUAAUUCUGUUGAUAUUGAUCAGCGGCCAGUACUUGUCCACUGCUCAGAUGGCUGGGAUAGGACACCUCAAAUAGUAGCACUUGCUGAGCUAAUGCUGGACCCAUUUUAUAGAACAUUGGAGGGCUUUCGCAUCUUAGUUGAAAAAGAAUGGCUGGACUUUGGCCAUAAAUUUUGUGACCGUUGUAGUACAGGACCUAGAAGAGAUGACCCUUCAGAAAAAUCUCCAGUGUUCCUUCAGUGGUUGGACUGUGUUUAUCAGCUACUACAUCAAUUUCCUUGUGAAUUUGAAUUCAACCAACAGUACUUGUUAAAGUUAGCAGAACAUAGUUUUUCAAAUCUUUUUGGAACAUUCUUGUGUAACACAGCUCAACAACGACAGAAAGAACGUGUUAAUCAACAGACAUUUUCAGUAUGGGCUUAUUUAAACUCCAAGAUAGAUGCAUUCUUGAACUACCUUUUUGUUCACGAUAAAGAGGUUCUAAGACCAUCAUGUCGACUGAAUCAUCUUGUUUUUUGGGAGGAACUGUAUAUUCGUCCAGAGGAACAUCUCAAAUGUAAAACUGGUGGACAGAGUUUUCCACUCUUUGAUUUAGCCAAACCAAAAAAAUUUACAGAGCAAAAUCAUAUGAAAGUUUGACCCAAGUGCAACAGAAAUACAUUACCUACCAGCAAAGACGCUGUAGUGAUUCAGAUAUUGGAAAAAAUAUGAGGACAUUUAUUCACAAUACCAAAAGUGCAAAAUUGUUAUUAGUUCAAUCUCAACCAGAAUCAAAGCAGAUAAGGUUGACAGCCCAACCACCUUUUUGGCCUAAAGAUAACUCUUUUGGGGAAAAGGAUGAUUACUUAGUUCUGAAACAUAAAAACAAGUGUAUGUGCUUAACUACCUUAAAACAAAAAAUGGGCAAUAAAUGUAUAUGUGAGGCAUUUCAAGAACCAUUAAUGAAAGAAACAGAAAGUGUGUGGUUAGAUAAACCUACAGAGUCAUCCUUUUUAGGUUGUUUGGCUAAAUCCUGUUUUAAAUGUAAGCCUCAUAUAGGCCAAGGUUACAGAAUCCAGCUCCAUGACUGUUCAUCUUCUAAUAUACCAAGUGUUUCAAAUGAUGGCGAAUCAACAUCAGAAUUUUUAUCUGGUACUAUAUCUCCAUCACCUUCAUCAAAGGUAGAACAGAAAACAAAGUCUAAUAGCAAUGAUAUCAAUUUGAUUAGAAGAAGGGAAAAAACCUUUAAAAAAGACACAAGAACCAACAUAUGUGAUAUGUAUUUCCUAAGUACAAUCAACAUGAAUGGAGAUUUUGGGAUAUUGGGAAAUUUAGAUGGACUUGGAAUAUUCCAAGAUAAAGUUCAAGUGAGACUUCAGGAAAUAGCAAUUUCUCAUGAGGCAGAAGUGGGAAGUCUAUGGCAAGAAAUAAUCCAGUUAAAGCAUAAGCUAGUUCAUUCAAUGGAACAGCAUUUGGCCUACAAAACUGACAGAAAUUGGGUUCCUACUUCAGUUACUAACACUAAAAUAAACAUGGGGAAUAUAUAUGAAAAGGUCAGAAGUAUAAAAUCUUAGGAGAAGCACUUUGGAACUUCAUGGUCAAAACUAGAAAUGACAGAAUAGUACUACUC